This is a messenger RNA of Plasmodium berghei ANKA, 885 nucleotides long. Its product is annotated as conserved Plasmodium protein, unknown function. The record is from RefSeq and is a predicted model, not a curated record. Bases 1 to 885 code for a protein of 294 amino acids. The transcript has a single exon. NCBI's taxonomy places the organism in Eukaryota, Apicomplexa, Aconoidasida, Haemosporida, Plasmodiidae.
AUGAAAACUAAUUUAGUUUUUGCUUUAUUUUUUUUGUUCAUAAGUGUGUGCGAAUCCAAUGCUAGUUUAAGAGGGCAAUCUGAAUCAAAUAUUUCACCAGAAGGGAAGAAUGCUGAUCAUAGUCACCAAAAAGAUUCUGGUGCGCAAAAUGAAGGAUCUACAUCUAUAACCGGUAAUAGCGAUACCGUUCUUGGUGGUGUUGGUAGUACCCCUGGUGGUGUUGGUGUCGGUGGUGUCCCUGGUGGUGUUGGUGUUGGUACUAAUGUUCCAGGUACUGGUGGUGCUGGUGCUGUUCCCGGUGUAAGUCCCGAAACUGAAGAGCCACAAACUGUAUUAAAGGAAAUACCAAUAGAAAGCAGUGAAAAUAAUAAAAUAACAGAAGAAGAAUUAGCUGUAUGUGAGGAAAUUGAGGAAAGUUAUGAUGAAAUAGAAGAAGAAGAAGAAGAAACUGAACAAGAGCAAAUACCAGAAGAUUUUGAAAUAAAUAAUGAAGAAGAGGAAGAAGAAGAAGAGGAAGAGGAAGAAGAGGAAGAGGAAGAAGAAGAAGAAGAGCAAACUUCAUCAACCGAAAAUGUCGAAGCAGGAGAACAAGGAAAUACGCAAACACAAGAAUCAAAUAGCACUAGUGGUGGUGAAUCAUCUACACAAGUCAAUACUGAUGAAAAUGGUCAAAAUAAAAGGAAAAAUACAACCGGAAGCACAGUACCUUUAAUUAAUUCCAAAUUUCACGAUCCAAUUAAUGAAGAUUCUAGAAAUGUUAUUGAAUCUAAACAAGAAGCUAAAGAAAUAAUGAAAACCUUAGUUACUAUGUUUGACAAUAUCGAUGUAAUUGAUGAACCUGUAAUUGAUUUCUCAGAUGAUAUUUCACAAUUUCUUAUUAUAUAA